Molecule: messenger RNA, 813 nt
Organism: Colletotrichum costaricense
Lineage: Eukaryota; Fungi; Ascomycota; Sordariomycetes; Glomerellales; Glomerellaceae
Exons: 3
Coding region: 1-813 (270 amino acids)
Source: RefSeq, a predicted model, not a curated record
AUGGCAUUCAGCGGCAGCCGCGGCAUUGAAGCCAACGACAAGGACGACCAGGAGAGAUUCGACAUUGUCCUUUCUCCUUACCGCAAGAACAGAAGACUUCUCAGAGUCAAGAGCCUCCCGUUUGCGGAGACCAGGGCCCGCGUCGAGGCUUUCCUCAAUUCGAAGCUCGCCAAGCCGGACUCUGCCAGCUUCAACUGGCCUCCCUCGCGAUGGAGUCGUGUUUCUCUCGUUCAGAGAGCGCAACGACUGUACAGAGGCAGAAACCUCGCUAUUCCAGCCGCUGCUAGGCACAGGCUUCGUAAUACCAAUGCAGCCAACAGCGCUGCGGAAACGCCUGAGCAACAGAUGCCCCAUCCUGUCUCAUCCACGGGUCCCACCGUCGAAAUUCCAUCUCUUUCCCGAACAACUCAGCGAUAUGACUUCGACAUGGCUCGACGAGCCUUCGACUAUAUUGAAUCUGGACUCGCUGCUCCAACUGAAGCUGAACGCAUGCGGCCUAUACAAGAGUUCUUUACCAACGAGAUGAAGAUCAGAUCGGAGAGAUAUGGUAACGAUGGUGGUGUGGCCUCAGAGAUCUCCGGCGCUGUCGUUUCCCCCAUGCCCCUUCUUUCUUCUCCUGCUCCUGCUCGCAAAGCCGAUGAGAUUUCUUCCUCUGGUGCUCCGACGGUCCUGACGCUCAAUCCGCGCCCAGCAAAUUCUACUGGCACAUCCUCUCGGACAGAUUUCCAAACCUGGAAAGCCUUCGUCGGUGCCUUGAGUGAUUCAGACGAUGAUGAUGAGAACAAUGUUGGCGCCAGACUUGGUUACGACUAA